Messenger RNA from Zychaea mexicana, 719 nucleotides. RefSeq names its product P-loop containing nucleoside triphosphate hydrolase protein. NCBI's taxonomy places the organism in Eukaryota, Fungi, Mucoromycota, Mucoromycetes, Mucorales, Lichtheimiaceae. The coding region runs from base 28 to 699 and encodes 223 amino acids. The record is from RefSeq and is a predicted model, not a curated record. The transcript has 3 exons.
GUUAACUCUUGUGUGCACCUUUAUAUAAUGGCACCAUUAGAAGUGAUAGGUGCAGCUUAUAGUCGAUCUGGAACAGAUAGCUUACGCGCUGCUCUUGAUAUACUUGGUUACCGCACCCUUCACGCCAAAGUCAUGUUAAUGGAAAAAGUUGGAAGGCCUGAACUUUUUGAAGACGCAUAUGACCAUCCUGACAAGCCCGUGGACUGGAAUUACCUUUUCGAUGGCUUUGAUGCAGCCGUAGAAUUCCCAGCGAUCUGCUUUGUCCGACCUCUUUUAGAAGCAUACCCAAACGCCAAGGUCAUUCUUAUUGAGCGAGAUGCGGACAGCUGGUAUGAGUCUGUCAAGAACAAUGUCAUCAAGAUGCUUGAAGUUGCGGAGGCGCGAGAACUUUCAGAGCAUGGUACACAUCUAAUACGCGCAUUUGAAAAAUUAUGGCUCGAUGGUGUACUCCUCGAUCCAAAGUUGCGGGCAGAUGCAGAGGAAGUGAAAUCAAGAUACAAAGCGCAUAAUGCGUGGGUCAAGGAGCAUGUGCCACAGGAACGGUUGCUAGCAUUGAAGCUUGAAGAAGGCAUUAACUGGGAUAAGAUGUGUGCGUUCCUCGGAAAGCCCGUCCCCGCAGAACCGUAUCCACGAAUCAAUUCUAGCAAGGAAUUCAACGAGGAAAUACCGAACUUUGCUGAGAGACUAGAAGAUUUGUGAUCACAUUGUUAUCCUGGUAU